UUGCCCCUCCCCUCCUCCUCCCAACAUACAUUUUUUUGCCCUUCUACGUCACGGUACUUGUGGGCUUCUGCUGCGGUGGCUGUGACGACUCGCCGGCUUCUCUCGCCUUCUCUUCCUUCUUCUCUUCCAUCUCUUGCACUCUUCUCCAACGACAUAACUUCAUCACAUACCACACACUACCAGCCAAACGCCGUCUGGUCUACCAAUAUACACCACAAACCCAUUACAUCAUCGAUAUUUUCAUUCUCAACCUCCAUCUCCCAUUGGCCGCUCUAAAUGGCCAGCUACGAACCCUAUGAUAGGGACCGCGACUAUGGUCGUCGCUACGUCCGUGAAGACUCUCGACGGGACGAGCGAGAUGCCCCUCGUUUCUUAGACCCCUAUGGCCGCCCUCCCCCCGGUGGCGAACUCGUCCCCCGACGACAGGAUAGCGACAUGUCCGUCGAGGAGAUUCGCCGUGAAUUCCCUCCCCCAUCCGGCCGCGACAUCCGCCGUGCCCGAUCCGCAGAAGGCGGCCCCGUCUACUGGGAACAAGAGUACGGCCGCACCAGAGGACACGACUCCCGCGGAUACUAUGAACGGGAGCGCGAACGCAGUUAUGACCGCCGCCCUCGCCGCCACCACGACGACUACGAUGACGACGACCGCAAGUCCAAGUCCAAGAGCGGCAUGUCUAAGCAGGAGAAGAUUAUCGCUGCGGUAGCCGGUGCUGCCCUCCUUGCUGGUGGAAAGGAACUCUACGACCGCCGCGAAGCCAAGGAGCAUCAUGGCGAUGUCCAGCGCAAUCCGCUCUCUUCCGUUGCCCUCGCUGGCCUCGGUGCCCUUGCCGGCUACCAAGGUGCCGAGUUCUACAACAAGCAGCAGGCUAAGCGCGACCAGAAAACCAAUUACAUCUUGCAGCGGGGCCGCGACGGCAACAUGCACGAGUACUACUCCGACGACGACGACGGCUCCAAGGAGAAAAAGGGUCACAAGAACUUUUUGGAGAAUGCCCUUGCUGCUACCGGUCUCGGCGCUGCUGUCAAGCAGCUCACCGGAGGAGGUGGUGACGACCGUCGUUCUGAGCGAGGCGGGAGCCGCCGCGGCAGCCCCUCUGGCACGUCCCGCGCUGGCUCCCGCGAGCGUGGUGGGGGUGGUGCUAACAAAAUUCAAAAGGCCGCCAUGGCGUCACUACUUGCGGGUGCUACCGAGGCCUUCCGCGUCGCCAAAGAGCCCGGAGGCUGGCGCGGCGAAAAGGCCAAGCGAGUCCUCACAGCCGCUGCUGGUGCGGCCACUGUCGACGCUACGGUUGGCGGCGACCAUGGCAAGCUUGGCCUGGCCGAGUCGGUCAUUGGUGGUCUGGUCGGUAACCGAUUGAUUAACGGCUCUAAGCGAGAUAUCGAGGAGGACAAGGCAACAGGCCGCAGCAGAUCACGAUCCCGUGCUGCCAGCCGCGGAGGCAGCAGUGGCGGUGGUGGUGCCGGUCUAGCAGCUCUUGCAACUGCUGGCCUAGGCGCCCUCGGAGCCAAGAAGAUGAUUGACCACUCGCGAUCUCGCAGCCGAGGCCGUGAUCGCUCUCCCGAUUCGAGAGGAUCUUCGCCCGAUCGCCCGCGACUAAGAGACCGCAGCCGCAGCGUGGUCGACAAGGCUCGCAACAGCCUGGCUCGCUUGGGCAUUGGCAGCAGCGACGACAAGGACGACCGUCGCCGCCGCGACCAGGACGAUUACGAUGAUUACGAUUCCCGCGGAUCUAGAGGAGGCUCUCGCCGCUACCACGACGACGAAUAUGACGACAGAAGCCACAGUGGCCGUGGCCACGACGACAGAGAUCGCCACGGAGGCGGCGGCAGCAGCGGCCGUGACCGUUCUCGUGACCGUCGAAGAGGCGGCUACGGAUCCGAAUCUGACUUGGGAGACUCGGACCAGGAUGAGCGACGACACAGAAAGAUGAGAGAUCAUCGCCAGUAUUGAGCCACGAUACACGAGGGCAAACCGUUGCGCCAGUGUGGAGGUGUGAGACGUCUCUGCCAUGAUUUGGGGGACGUGGGACGGAAGUAUCGGCAAGGUAACGCAAACGGACGAAUGAGAGGUAACGAAUAUGUUUUAUUUCCUUGGAUGGAGCAUCCCUGCCUGCAGCAGCCAGACCAGAGACUUUUGUUUUUCCCAUUUGAUUGGAUUGGCCCGGAUAUAUUUAGCUUUAUGCCAUAGACAGCCACGACCUUUUUUACUACUGAAAUGAAUGACCAUUUUUUCUUGCC
Messenger RNA from [Torrubiella] hemipterigena, 2237 nucleotides. The record is from the annotation of a GenBank genome assembly. NCBI's taxonomy places the organism in Eukaryota, Fungi, Ascomycota, Sordariomycetes, Hypocreales, Clavicipitaceae.